Perkinsus marinus ATCC 50983 is the source of this 283-nucleotide messenger RNA. RefSeq names its product Vesicle-associated membrane protein-associated protein SCS22, putative. Gene Ontology annotation, cellular component: endoplasmic reticulum membrane; plasma membrane. The record is from RefSeq and is a predicted model, not a curated record. Gene Ontology annotation, biological process: endoplasmic reticulum membrane organization. The transcript has a single exon. NCBI's taxonomy places the organism in Eukaryota, Perkinsozoa, Perkinsida, Perkinsidae. The annotation marks the transcript as partial.
AUGCCUAGUCUCCUAUCUGUGAAGCCUGGUGAAAUCGUAUUCCCCAACACUUUGUAUCAAUCGGUUAAUACUACCUUGUCCCUGACUAAUGUUGACGGGGACAAGAAGGCAGUGGCUUUCAAAAUCAAGACGACUGCUCCUCGCAAUUAUCUAGUUCGACCCUCUUCUGGUGUUGUUGCUGCCGAUGCUACUGUGGAUGUGCAGAUUAUUUUGCAGCCGCAAACCUCGGAUCCAAGCCUCAACACAGAUAGGUUCCUCAUUCAAGCUACUACUAGUGCCACAG